AUGUAUUUCGCCACUGCCUUUGCUAUUGCUGCUGUCUUAGCUUUCGGGCCGGACAAUGUUAUCGCUAGCAGGCGAAUGUGUAUGCUCGCACUUGCCGAAACAACCGAAAAUCCCGAAACCCCGAAUUUUAUACAUGGUACCCUUCAAGAGGUUCAAGCCCCAACAGCAGCUUCGAUAUCAUAUGGUGGUCAUUAUAUUCAUUUGAAACUUGACAAGAAUUGCUUGCCAAAGUUGGUGCAAGGCAGCUCUGUACCACCGGGGUAUAGUGUGCAUAUUUUCUCAAAGGGCAGCGAUAAAUACACCCCUACAUCGGUGGUUAUCGAGGGUACUGAGGUUCAGGAACUGCCGGGUUUUGACCCCAGAGGAAGCGUUGACUUUUAUGAAAGACUUGUAGGAUUAAGUCGAAGCUAG
Pyricularia oryzae 70-15 is the source of this 411-nucleotide messenger RNA. RefSeq lists its product as uncharacterized. The transcript has a single exon. The coding region runs from base 1 to 411 and encodes 136 amino acids. Lineage: Eukaryota; Fungi; Ascomycota; Sordariomycetes; Magnaporthales; Pyriculariaceae. The record is from RefSeq and is a predicted model, not a curated record.